AUGGAAGAGAUCACGAUCCUGCUCGAGGACCUCGCGCGCGACGCGCAGACGACGAAGCGCCGCGCCGCGGUGCUCGCGCGCCUCGAGGCCCUCGCCGGCGACGUCGAGGCGCUCGCGGCCGGCGAGCGCGCGCGGAGAGCUCGGGCGCUCGUCGUCGUCAUCCUCGCGCGCGCCGCGCCGCGCCUCCGCGGCUGCGACGUCGUCGAGGCCGUCGGCGCCGGCCGCGCGGGCGAAGCGCUCGUCGACGCGCACGCGUUUCUCUCCCGCGACGAGAACCCCGUCGUCGAGCGCUGGGCCGCGGCGCUCCUCGACGCGACGCUGCCCGGCGCCUACGCCCAGCACAUCGGCUUCGACGACGCGGCGCCCAUGGCCGAGCGCGUCCGCGACUUCUCGGCGAAGGUCAACGCCGUCGCCGAGGGCCUGCUCCGCGAGGACCUGCUCCGCGACUUCUUCGCCGCGGCGCCGCCGCCCGGCGACGCGGCGACGGCGAGCCUGCUGGGCGUCCUCGCGAACGUCUUCGCCUUCGCGUCCAAGUUCCAGGCCAAGCUCCGCCAGAAGCUCGCGCGCGACGGCGACGUCGCGCGACACGUCGCGCUGCCCCUGCUCCGGCGCUGCUGCGCCGGCGCGGCGCGCGGCGCGGAGCCCGCGGCGCGGCGGCGCCACUGGGGCCGCCUGCUCCUGAGCCUGCGGCUCCUCGUCGUGGCCACCUUCAAGCUCAAGGCCGCGCGGAAGGCCGUCUGCGACGACGACCCGACGGCCGCGGUCCUCGCCGUCGUCGACGACGACGCGGCCGACGACGACGACCGGUUGUCGGGCGUCGGCGGCUGCCUCGCGCUCCUCGUGAAGCUCAACGUGAACGUCGAGGGCGGCUACGGGCCGGCGUGGCGCGCGACGGCCGAGCGCGCCGCGCGCGACCUCGCGGACCGCGUCGGCGGCCUCCGCGCGACGUCGCGCCACAUGUUCCAUCGGCACCUCCAGCUCCACGACGGCGUCCCCGUGAACCGGGGCUCGAGAGCCUGGACCAUCGUCCACGGCGCCGUCAAGCGGCGCGACCGCAAGGGCGACGACGACCGCGACGGCAAGAGCGGCUCGCCGCCGCGGUCGUCGCUCGGCUCGCCGCCGCCGCGCGUCGGCCCGUCGACGCCCGCGGCGUCGCCCGUCGACUGGGAGUCGCAGCCCCGGAGCGACUCGCGGGAACUCGCGGGCGCGCUGUCCAAGGCGCUCCUCCGGGGCGACGCGGGCUCGCCGGCGUCGCCGCUCGAGCCGCCGUCGCCCGCGGCGCUCCGCGACGCGAAGCGGACCGCCUGGGCGCCGCGCGAGCCGGCGUCGCCCGCGUCGCCCGCGGCGCUCUCCGGCGCGAAGCGGGCGCCGACGUGGACGCCGCACCGCGUGCCGCCGCUGCGGUCCGGCGGCGCGCCCGUCUACCCGGCGCUCGCGCCCGCGGCGAAGCAGCCGCCGCCGCCCGACGACGACCUCUGCUGCGCGCUCACGGGCGCGCUCAUGGACGAGCCCGUGCGCGUGCCCGACGCGGCGCGCGCCGUCGACAAGGCCGCGCUGCUGGACCACGUCGCCGAGUUCCGGCGCUGGCCCGUGACGGGCGCGGCCUUCGACGGCGGGGACGUGGACCUGCUGCCCGUCGACGAGGCCCUCGCGCGGCGCAUCGCCCACUUCAAAUUCGCGUCCCUCGUCGCGACGCACCCGAUCCUCGCGCCGGAGCCGCGGCGCGCGACGACGCGCGCGUCCUAG
This is a messenger RNA of Aureococcus anophagefferens, 1746 nucleotides long. RefSeq lists its product as hypothetical. The record is from RefSeq and is a predicted model, not a curated record. Bases 1 to 1746 code for a protein of 581 amino acids. NCBI's taxonomy places the organism in Eukaryota, Pelagophyceae, Pelagomonadales, Pelagomonadaceae. The transcript has a single exon.